AUGGCCCAAUUUCAACCGAUUUCAUUAAGUCAAUCGGUUCAGUUACCAUCUCAACAAUCAGUACAGCAACAACAACAACAACAGCAACUUCUUCAACAAAAUCCAUGUCAAUAUCAACUUGAACCAUGUGAUAUAAAACCACAAUUUUCAUUAAUUCCAUCAAUUUCACAAAGUUUAACUAAUAAUAACCAUAUGAAUAUCACAUCAUCAUCAUCAUCAUCAUCUACACAAGGAGGAAUUGGUAAUGUUGGCGCAUUAAUGACAACAUUAGAUAAUGUUGUUAAUGGUAUUAAUAAUGUAACAACAGGACAAUUUGUUACAUCUAUGAAUCAUGCUGAUGUUGCAUCAUUAUUAAUGAAUCCAAGUAAACGUGCUGAAACAUUUGUUAUUGAUGAAGUGAAAGUAAUGUUAAAAGAAAUUGAAGCAAGAAAACAUAUCUUAUUAUCAUUAUCACCAUCAACAAAUCGUUUAAAACGUAGAGCAUGGGAAGAAGUUGCUGUAUGUAUGGCAAAUCGUUGGCCACAUGCACCAAGAAGAACAGCUGAUCAAGUCAAGAAAAAAUGGGAAAACCUUGUAUCAAAAACAAAACGUAAAGUACGCGCUGGUCAUGUUACACCAGAAUUAGAUUGGAAUGAAACAAAUGCAGCUGUUAUGCAAUUUCUUACACAACAUAGUCCACCAGUACGUUUACGUUAUUUAACAUCAACUACACCAUCAUUACUUAAUCUUGGCAAUUUACAAUCAUCAUCAUCAUCAUCUUCGAUGUUAUCAACAGCAGCAGCGGCAGCGGCCGCAGUAGCCUCAUCUUCAUCAUCAAUUAACUGUACAAAUGGAUUUAAUCAUAUGAAUUCAAAUAAUUAUGGAUUAUCGAAUAGUAAUUUUUUAGAUUCAUAUAAUAAUAAUAAUAUGAAUUCAUCAAUUUUUCCUAAUAAUCAACAAUCAUCUUUUAUGUUGUCAAAUUCAAAAUCGAAUUUUAUGAAUUCCAACAUGAAUCAAGACAAUAAAAAUAGUAAUAAUAAUAAUAAUAAUAACAAUAAUGGUAAUAAUAACAAUAAUACUGGUCAACUCUCAUUUGGUAAUCAUAACACAAAUAAGUUGAAUUCAUCCACAGAGGAAAAUGAUGUGGAUAUGACAAAUAUAACGAAUAUUCAAAAUAAUACUGUUGAAGGUGGUUCAGAUGUUGGCAAUAUUACUGGUUCAGUACAUGAAUCAUUUCUUUCUUCAUUUUCACCAUUUAAUCAAUCAUUCAUUAAUUUUGGUUUACCAUCUACAACGGAAUCAUUUUAUACAACAUUUAGUCGUGAUAUACAAAAAGAAUUAUAUUUACAAUUAAAACAAGAACAUGAAUUACGUAUGGAUGUAUUACGUUUACAAAAGCAAACAUGGUUAUUACAAAUGAAUUUAUUUAAAAAAAUGAAAAUUGAACAAAUUUCUAGUUUAUUCUCAUCGCCUAGUUUAAUGAUGAAUACAACAUGUGUUACACCUUUAACUAAUACUAAUACUACUGCUACUACUUCUAUUACUGCUAAUUCGACAUCGUCUGUUGCUACUACUACCACUACUACUACUAUUGAUCCUGUAAGUAGUAUAAAUAGUACUUGUACUACUUCAAUAUCAUUGAAUACAACAACUGUAACAAAUGAAACAAUUAUGCCUACAAAAUUAACAAAGAAUAAAGAAGUAAUAGAAGUAGAAGAAGAAGAAGAAGAAGAAGAAGAGGAAGGAAAAGAAGAAAUGGAAUCACAAUGUAUCAUAUCAAAUAGUUCUUUAUCACCAAUGUUUCCACAAGAUGGUACAAAUGGUAUUGGUAAUCAUGAUCAUCAACAAGAAAAUUUGUUAAAUGAUAAUUGUAGAUUAAAUAAUAAAAGAAUGGAAAAACAAGAAGCUUAAUAGAAUCUGCUUUGUAUAUUGUUAAUUCAAUUAAUUAUUGAAUUUCAUUUUAUUUAAUAAUAAUUGUUUUAACUAUAUGGUCUUUUGAUAAUUUAUUAAACGCUCGCGCGUGAGAUUGAUAAGUCCUGGGUUCGAAUCAUAUGAGGCGGGAUUGUGUAUGCGCACUGACGAGGAGUCCCACAAUGGGACGAAACGGCCGUCCAGUGCUUCCAGGUUUUCAAUGAUCGUCUAGCUUCAAUUGACUCAUCAUCUUGUAGUGUGGCGUGGAGUCACGGUUGACUAUGAUCACCACUACAGGAAAACUAAGUGCCAGUUAACCGUAAGCCAAAUAUCAGAAGGCAAUUCAUGGCUGUAGUCGAGAUGUAAUUGUUGGCGAUCUCGUGGUAUCGAAAGAAUACCGAUAUCUUGCCAAAGGAGUACAAGUGUGGUUACUGAGCGUAACCGAAUUCGUGCAAGGUCACAAUCAACGGAAGAAUGUAUGUAUUCUGGUACAGUGAAACAAACAAGUACGGUAAAACAAUCCCUGGUACAAUUGCUUAUAAUAAUAAUUGUUUCCAUUACACUAAUCGCGUUCUCUUGAUAAAAGUAGGUCAC
This is a messenger RNA of Schistosoma intercalatum, 2484 nucleotides long. The record is from the annotation of a GenBank genome assembly. NCBI's taxonomy places the organism in Eukaryota, Metazoa, Platyhelminthes, Trematoda, Strigeidida, Schistosomatidae.